ACCGGAAGCCCCGCGUUCGUCCCGCCCUCCGCCGCCCCCCACCCCCGGCCGCUUCGCUACUGGCUCAAUCCCGGCAGGGAGGAUGACUGCGCGCGGGACCCCGAGCCGCUUCUUGGCCAGUGUCCUCCACAACGGGCUGGGACGCUACGUGCAGCAGCUGCAGCGCCUCAGCUUCACGCUCAGCCGCGACUCGCCCUCGUCCCGCGGCGCCAGGGAGUUCGUGGAGCGGGAGGUGACCGACUUCGCCCGACAGAACCCAGGGGUCGUGAUCUACGUGAACCCGCGGCCGUGCAAUGUGCCUAGAGUGGUGGCCGAAUACCUCAAUGGGUCCGUGCGUGAGGAGAGCCUAAACUGCAAGUCGGUGGAGGAGAUCACCACGCUGGUCCAGAAGUUGGCGAACCAGUCGGGUUUGGACAUAAUCCGCAUCCGCAAGCCCUUCCACACGGACAACCCUAGCAUCCAGGGUCAGUGGCACACCUUCACCAACAAACCCACAACCCUCGGCGGACUGCGCCCCCGGGAGCUUCAGGAUACGGCCCAAUCCCAGUGAAGUUACCCAGCACCAAUCCCUCUGGACUGUUGAGAACCAUCCCAAUAGAGGUGGCUGUAACUCCCGGAUUCCGAACUCAGAAAGAUAAAUGGAACCCACCAGUGCGCUUGGUGCAAAGGUCUUACUUGGGGUAAAGCACUACCUGUGUCUUUAUUAGUGACCUUGUGAGUCCUUGAAACCCAAUUGACCUUGUUGAUCUCCUUAAAACCCAAGAUGAGAAAGCCUUGAAGUUAUGUACAGCAUUCUUGUUCUUUGAGAUUGAAAUUGAUAAUAGGGAUUUCAGAACACAGAAGUCUCUAAGCUGGCUUCUGAAGACUGCCCUGUUAUAAUGUCCUGUUGCUACAAACAUUGACCUAGAGUGAACUCUGCUAUGUAUGGCCCAGCAUUUGGGCUAGGCAUCUUUUAGCUUGUGAAUAAAUUAGAAAACUAAGGUCACUAAACUUAUCCAAAGACAAGCUUCA
Molecule: messenger RNA, 1011 nt
Organism: Perognathus longimembris pacificus (Pacific pocket mouse)
Lineage: Eukaryota; Metazoa; Chordata; Mammalia; Rodentia; Heteromyidae
Gene: Mrpl43
Product: mitochondrial ribosomal protein L43
Exons: 3
Coding region: 83-550 (155 amino acids)
Biological process (GO): mitochondrial translation
Cellular component (GO): mitochondrial large ribosomal subunit
Molecular function (GO): structural constituent of ribosome
Source: RefSeq, a predicted model, not a curated record